Molecule: messenger RNA, 885 nt
Organism: Alternaria atra
Lineage: Eukaryota; Fungi; Ascomycota; Dothideomycetes; Pleosporales; Pleosporaceae
Exons: 4
Coding region: 1-885 (294 amino acids)
Biological process (GO): dephosphorylation
Molecular function (GO): phosphoprotein phosphatase activity
Source: RefSeq, a predicted model, not a curated record
AUGUCUGAACUACAAACGCCACUCAAAAGCAUAUUGAACUUUCGCGAUGUCAGUCAGUUUGUCAACCAAAAGACCGGAACUAGCCGUUUAAGGAAUGGCUUACUAUUCCGAAGUGCCCGACCUGAUGAGGCUUCUUUCCAAGACAGGCAGCGACUUUUGAAAGAAUUUGGCGUAAAAAGCAUCAUUGAUCUACGAACAAAAACGGAGCACAUCGAACAGGCGCAAAAGCACGAUGCAAGGAUUAAAGCGUCAGCAGCAGUUCCUCAGAGCAAUGACGAUGUAGCAGAGCCCCUCAAGAUACCCGGCAUAAACUAUCACGAAAUCAACUUCAACGGCUCAGCUUUCUCGCGCAUGUUGCUCUCAAAGCUCACAUGGCUCGAGUUUUUCAAGCUCGUAGGGCUUAUGAUUACUGGCUACCGCAAGGAUGCCAUCAAGAUCUUAGCUCCUCACAUGGAAGACAUGGGGCUCGUCGGACUGGCCGAGCAAUCCUUAGACGUGUGCACACGCGAAGUCACGCAGGUCUUUGAUGUACUAGGUGAAGAGCAGAAUUGGCCAGUUCUAGUCCACUGUACACAGGGCAAGGACCGAACCGGGCUCAUAGUAAUGCUGGUUCUCUUGCUGCUCGAUGUCGACGAGAAGACUAUCGACGAAGACUACCGACUUUCCGAACCAGAACUUGAGCCAGAGAAAGAAGGAAGAUUAAAAGAGAUGGCGUCGAUUGGUCUGACGGAACAGUUUGCGACAUGCCCUCCGGACUUGGUAAGUAGUGUACACUCCUAUAUGCUUGGAAAGUACGGCAACGUUGAGAAGUACCUGGAGCAAGCCGGUGUUGCCAAGGAGAAGGUGGACUUUGUUAGGGGGAAGCUACUAGUAAACGUGUCUUGA